Messenger RNA from Ilex paraguariensis (yerba mate), 1458 nucleotides. NCBI's taxonomy places the organism in Eukaryota, Viridiplantae, Streptophyta, Magnoliopsida, Aquifoliales, Aquifoliaceae. The record is from the annotation of a GenBank genome assembly.
AUGUCUCCAAACCCUAGUUCUUCCAAACAGAAAUCUUCAUCGUCAAACCGAAAGCCGAAAGGGUCCAAAGAGAAUGCUCCACCAUCGGAUCCGAACACAAUGCCGCCGGAUUAUUCAGCAUCUCCGUCACCGUCCACUGCCGGAAAACAGUCGCUGGCCUCCAAGAUCAAGAGCCCGCUUCCGCCAAGGCCGCUACCUUUGAACCCUCUCAAAAGGAAGCUCAACAUAAGAGAAGAUGUGAAAACUGGUGUCUAUGUUGAUAAUUUGACAGAAGAGAGUGUGUGCACAAUGAAAGAUGUGACACAACUUUUGAUAAAGGUGUGCAUUGCUUUUAGACNUGAAAAUGGGUUCUCCGGACCUUCAGAUUCUGGAGUCAAGGUAAUAGUGCGAAUGAGGCCACCAAAUAAGAAUGAGGAAGAAGGAGAAAUGAUAGUUCAGAAAAUCUCUAGUGAUUCUUUAUUGAUCCUUGGACAGACAUUUACUUUUGACUCUGUGGCUGAAACUGAGGCAACACAGCUAGAUAUAUUCCAGCUUGUGGGAGCUCCUCUUGUCGAGAAUUGUCUUGCUGGGUUCAACAGUUCUGUAUUUGCAUAUGGGCAGACCGGGAGUGGAAAGACAUAUACAAUAUGGGGACCAGCCAGUGCCUUGUUGGAUGAAAACAUAUUGAGUGAUCAACAGGGAUUAACACCCCGUGUUUUUGAGCUACUUUUUGCCCGUAUAAAUGAGGAGCAAAUUAAGCAUGCUGACAAACAACUCACGUAUCAGUGUCGCUGUUCGUUUCUUGAGAUUUACAAUGAACAGAUCACUGACUUGUUGGACCCAAGUCAAAGAAACCUCCAGAUAAGAGAAGAUGUGAAAACUGGUGUCUAUGUUGAUAAUUUGACAGAACAGAGUGUGUGCACAAUGAAAGAUGUGACACAACUUUUGAUAAAGAUUUACAAUGAACAGAUCACUGACUUGUUGGACCCAAGUCAAAGAAACCUCCAGAUAAGAGAAGAUGUGAAAACUGGUGUCUAUGUUGAUAAUUUGACAGAACAGAGUGUGUGCACAAUGAAAGAUGUGACACAACUUUUGAUAAAGGGAUUGUCAAAUAGGAGGACUGGGGCAACAAGUAUAAAUGCUGAGAGUUCCAGAUCCCAUAGUGUAUUCACUUGUGUUGUGGAAUCACGAGGCAAGGACAGGGAUGAUUUUUGCUAUACGGUUCCUGGAGAUUUUAAAUGCACGCUAGCUGAUCUUUCCUUCUUGCUGUCUAUCUUUUGUCUCUAUCGCUCUCCAAGCAUGGCAGAUGGAUUAAGCUGCUUUAAAUCAAGUAGAAUAAAUCUUGUUGAUCUUGCUGGUUCAGAAAGACAGAAGCUGACAGGUGCAGCGGGAGAACGCUUGAAGGAAGCAGGGAAUAUUAAUCGGUCACUUUCACAGCUCGGGUAUGGUUAUGCUUUAUAUUGUUAUAGUGGCCAUUAA